Molecule: messenger RNA, 4004 nt
Organism: Tupaia belangeri chinensis (Chinese tree shrew)
Lineage: Eukaryota; Metazoa; Chordata; Mammalia; Scandentia; Tupaiidae
Gene: ZNF583
Product: zinc finger protein 583
Exons: 5
Coding region: 2083-3753 (556 amino acids)
Biological process (GO): regulation of transcription by RNA polymerase II; embryo development
Cellular component (GO): nucleus
Molecular function (GO): DNA-binding transcription factor activity, RNA polymerase II-specific; RNA polymerase II cis-regulatory region sequence-specific DNA binding
Source: RefSeq, a predicted model, not a curated record
AGGCUGUGACGGGGAGACCACGUCGCCGCGCUCGAGGCUGCGCGGUGGGUGUGGGGCCGCGGGAGGCUGUGACGGGGUUCGAGGAUGGGUGUGACACGGUGAGACGUGUGUGGACAGUUGUGUGCAGGGGCCGUGUAAGACUGUGACAGCAGGGGCGUGAUGGUGAGUGGCACGCGCGUGUGACCGUGUGAAACCGUGGUGGUGUGCGUGCUCUGAGACUGCAUGAGCUCGUGGCACUGUGACAGUGUUCAGUGUGACCCAGGGUGGGCGCCGGUGACCCGUUUUGAGGGAGGGCGGAUGACAACGAGGGGGUGUGUCUGCAGGCUGCCAGUGGGGAGGCCAGCUCCGAGGACUUCCUGGUUUGUCUGUGUGGUUUGUGUGGUGGGUGGGAGGCGGUGUUCCCCAGGGUUUGGGAAGCUGCUGCUGCAGGGGGGCGAUGGAGAGAGUCAAGAGUUUAAGAAGGGAAGAGAGAUGGGGAGAGGGGGAGACUGAGAGGAACCCAGCCUUAGGCCUGGAAAGCGGACGACCAGGCUUCUGAUCCCGAGCCCUCUCCAGCAGGACCAUGUCUCCUUCCUGCUCAGUCUCUGAGAUGUGUGAGGAGUUGAGGGAAAGGCAGAGGUCACCCAUGUGCUAUGUGGGAGCAAAGGCCGAAUGACUGCAAGUGACUGCACACACGGGAUGUGCCAAGCACUGUGUAAAUGUUUUAUGUGGAUCAUCUCAGGAGUCUCCAAAAGCUGAUGAAGAAACUAGUUUGGAAUGAUUAGCUAUAAUUUGCUGGAUGUUGCAGAUCUAGUGAGUGGUGGUGAUUGGAUGUUUGGGCCCAGGCAUUCUGAUCCACAAACCUGAUUCUUAUUACUAAGUUAUGCUGCUUAUUUUAUUUUUUGUUUGUUUUUUUAAUUGCCAGAGGGUAUGUGCAUUCACCAGAGAUAAAGAGAGACAGAGCGGGCCCUAAUGGGGCGUGGCCAUGCUGCAGUCCUUUUUCCUCCAUUUUUCUGUCCUAUCAGGAUUGGGGCCUGCACUUACCUGCAUCCAGCAUAUUUCCCAAGCUGCCAGGGCCAGGAUUUGAACUGUGGUCAGCUAUGUGGGAUCCAGCUCCCUAUACACAGCUUAACAACUGUGCUAUAGGUUGACCACUGUGUUGCUGCUUAGAUAAUCACCAUUCUUCAAGGCAGUUAGGUCUAGUGGAAAAUAAAUCAUGAGAAUUAAUUUCUAUGACAGCUGAUGUAUAACCUCCCUCCUCCCCACCCCCCGGAAAUUACUCAGAAAAGUCAAGAGAUUGGUUUUCAGGUGCAGUUUGUCACAAGCCAGGAGCAGAAGCAGGGCGUCCUGACUCUGGUCUAGUAGCAUCCAAACCACGUGGUCCCUCUGAUGCCUCCUCUAUAUAAAGAUCUCUGAGGCCCUCACUUUGCAGCUUUAUUGCUCAUCCUUGUAGAACAAGCGGGGACAUACUUCUUUUCCGCAUUAUCACCUAGUGGAAAGACUAGGAAGUUAGACUUAGUUUCCAGUUUGGCUUGAUUAGUUAUUACCAUGAUAUCUUGGAUAAUUUUACCAGUGUGGUUCCUUGAUGUAUGAAAGGGGGGAAAUCCUUACUUGAUAAUGCCAUCUGUAAUUGCUAUUAUCGUGUAUAAUUAAAAAUGAGGCAGUAACUUAUGCACAGAAAAUGUAUAUCAUGUUCUUGAGACCUAAAGCACUUGGGAGGAAUAAUUGUAAAUUUAGUAUGAAUGACUCUUUCAGUGACACUUCCGUGAUAGAAGCAGAAGAAAGAAAAGGAAAGAAAGGUUUCCAGGCUGGCGAUGCUGGGAGCUACAGAGCAGGCCUGGCAUUUUAUGAUUUCUUUUUCCUUCUGUAGCUCUAUUUUCUCAGGAUACUUCUCCCAGAGAGGAGCCUGAAGGAGAAGGACAAGCAAACUGUCAUAAAUUCUUGAAGUCUUAAAGCCAUGUCCAAGGCUGGAGUCACAUGGAAAAUCUGGGUUGGAUUCCCCAUCUAACCUGAAGGACAGGUGCAGUGGCAUGUGCCUGUAAUGCCAGUGACUUGAAGAGGCUGAGACAAGAGGAUUGUAAAUUCAAGACUAGUCUGGGCAACAUGGAUUUGGUGACAUUUGGGGAUGUGGCUAUAAAUUUCACUCAAGAGGAGUGGGAAUGGCUGAACCCUUCUCAGAGGAGUCUGUACAGAAAGGUGAUGUUGGAGAACUAUAAGAGCCUUGUAUCGCUGGCAGGAGUUUCUGUCUCUAAGCCAGAUGUGAUCUCAUUGUUGGAGCAAGGAAAAGAGCCCUGGAUGGUGAAGAAGGAGGGAACCAAAGUCACGUGCCCUGAUUGGGAAUAUAUAUUUAAAAGCAUUGAAUUUCCAUCAAAGCAAGAUAUUUAUGAAGAACCAUCCAAAUUAGUGAGAAUGAGAAAAAAACAUCUUAGUUAUAGCCUUGACUGCCCCAGUUUAAGGAAAGGCUGUGAAAGUGAAGGCUGGUUUAAAAAACAGUUGAGAAGUCAAGAGGUUCGUUCUCGACAAUUGAUCAUCACUCAUAAAGAAACCGUACCAGAAGAUCAAAGUAAAGAAUAUAGUAAAUCUUGGCAAAUAGUCCAUCAGGAUGCAAUACGGGAUAUACAACAGAGGUUUCCCACCAAAGAAAGAGAAAAUAAGUAUGAGCCACAAAAGAGAAGUUACCGGAAAAAAUCUGUUGGAAUGAAACAUAAGAAAGUCUAUGUAGAAAAGAAACUUCUGAAAUGUAGUGAAUGUGAAAAAGUCUUCAACCAGAGCUCAUCUCUUACUCUUCAUCAGAGAAUUCAUACUGGUGAGAAACCCUAUGCAUGUGUCGAAUGUGGGAAAACCUUUAGCCAGAGUGCAAACCUUGCACAACAUAAGAGAAUACAUACUGGGGAGAAGCCCUAUGAAUGUAAAGAAUGCAGAAAAGCCUUCAGCCAGAAUGCCCACCUUGCUCAACAUCAGAGAGUUCAUACUGGAGAGAAACCUUAUCAGUGCAAAGAGUGUAAAAAAGCCUUCAGCCAAAUUGCACAUCUGACUCAACAUCAGAGAGUUCACACUGGAGAGAGACCUUUUGAAUGUAUUGAAUGUGGAAAGGCAUUUAGUAAUGGUUCAUUUCUUGCUCAGCAUCAGAGAAUUCAUACAGGAGAGAAACCUUAUGUAUGUAAUGUUUGUGGAAAAGCCUUCAGCCAUCGUGGAUACCUAAUUGUACAUCAGAGAAUUCAUACUGGUGAGAGACCCUAUGAAUGUAAGGAAUGUAGAAAAUCCUUCAGCCAAUAUGCACACCUUUCUCAACAUCAGAGAGUUCAUACUGGAGAAAAACCUUAUGAAUGUAAAGUAUGCAGGAAAGCCUUCAGCCAGAUUGCAUACCUUGAUCAACAUCAGAGGGUUCAUACUGGAGAGAAGCCUUAUGAAUGUAUUGAAUGUGGUAAGGCCUUUAGCAAUAGUUCAUCCCUUGCACAACAUCAGAGAAGUCAUACUGGAGAAAAACCCUACAUGUGUAAGGAAUGUAGGAAAACAUUUAGUCAGAAUGCAGGCCUUGCUCAACAUCAGAGAAUUCAUACUGGAGAAAAACCUUAUGAAUGUAAUAUUUGUGGGAAAGCCUUUAGCUAUGGUGGGUCUCUUACACUACAUCAGAGAAUUCGUACUGGAGAGAGACCUUAUGAAUGUAAAGAUUGCAGGAAAUCUUUCAGGCAGCGUGCACACCUUGCUCAUCAUGAAAGAAUUCAUACUAUGGAGUCAUUCUUGACUCUUUUCUCUCCCUCCACAUCCAGUUGACUGCCAAGAGUGGUUAGUUUCAUCUCCUAGAAGAUUCUGUCUAGAAUCUGAAUCCAUUCCCUUUCCAUUUCAUCAUCCUUAUCCAAUACACAUUUGUCUGUUUGACAUGGAAUAUGAGAAUAGCUUCCUAACUGGUCUUCCUGUAUUCACCAUUGCCUGUAUCAGCUGUCCAUAUUGCAACUAAGUGUAUUUUAAAAAUAUGUGACCAUAUAAUUUUCCCCUUAUUAAAAUGUCUCAAUGGCACCCUAUUU